Ctenocephalides felis (cat flea) is the source of this 1862-nucleotide messenger RNA. It is a transcript of the gene Acat1, whose product is annotated as acetyl-CoA acetyltransferase B, mitochondrial. The coding region runs from base 295 to 1809 and encodes 504 amino acids. The record is from RefSeq and is a predicted model, not a curated record. Lineage: Eukaryota; Metazoa; Arthropoda; Insecta; Siphonaptera; Pulicidae. Gene Ontology annotation, biological process: fatty acid beta-oxidation. The transcript has 5 exons. Gene Ontology annotation, molecular function: acetyl-CoA C-acetyltransferase activity.
AUGUUCUUAUAUAUUAAAUACGUAAAUAUCUCCUAACUCAGGAGCAGGAGUUCUUUAAGCAUAAAAUGGCUUACUCAUAAAUGUUUUCUUAUUCCAAUGAGCCAAAAGUGUUUAUUCGUAAGAUAGUUACUUUACUGAUUGAGAACUUUUGGUCACGUGUUUCAAAAUUUACAUUUAAAUGACAUUAAUGUUUUGUAAGGUCAAUUAGCGGUCAGUUAUAGUGAAAACAGUUGGAUUUGAGUUACUGCAGCGAUUUUUAUAUUAAUUUUCUGAAUAAAUAUAAUCUCAUUGAAAAUGUUUUCUAAACUUGCUCAUCCUAAGGUUGCUUUGCAAUACAUUCGCAAUGCUAGUACUAAGCCGCAGUUGAACGAAGUUUUUAUCGUUUCUGCGACUAGGACUCCAAUUGGAUCUUUCAGAGGAACGUUGUCAUCUUUAUCGGCUACACAACUAGGAGCUGUUGCCAUUGAAAGUGCAGUUGAAAGAGCCGGUGUUGCUAAAGAAGAUAUUAAAGAAGUUUAUAUGGGAAAUGUUUGUUCUGCAGGUUUGGGUCAAGCACCUGCAAGACAAGCAACAAUUUUUGCUGGUUUACCACAAUCAACAAUAUGCACAACUGUGAAUAAAGUAUGUUCCUCUGGAAUGAAGUCAAUCAUGUUGGCUUCGCAAGGUUUAAUGUGUGGGCAUCAAACUGUUGCUAUUGCUGGUGGUAUGGAAUCUAUGUCGAAUGUUCCUUACUAUAUGAAUAGAGGUGAUACCCCUUAUGGCGGUGUGAAAAUGCAGGAUGGUAUUGUGUCUGAUGGACUUACUGAUGUUUAUAAUAAAUUUCACAUGGGAAACUGUGCUGAGAAUACAGCAAAGAAAUUAGGUAUUGAUCGCAAAGCUCAAGACGAAUAUGCAAUUCAAAGUUAUAAACGUAGUGCAGCGGCUUGGGAUGCUAAAGUUUUUGAUGCUGAAAUAGUUCCUGUUAAAGUUCCUCAAAGGAAGGGAAAACCAGACCUGGUAGUAGCAACUGAUGAGGAAUAUAAAAGAGUCAACUUCGACAAAUUUGGAAAUUUAGCUACAGUUUUUCAAAAAGAAGGUGGCACUGUUACAGCAGGUAAUGCUUCAACUUUAAAUGAUGGUGCUGCUGCCAUGGUUUUAAUGACUGAGGAUGAAUUGAAACGUUUAAAUGUCAAGCCUCUAGCAAAGAUUGUUGGUUUUCAAGAUGCUGAAACCGAUCCAAUUGAUUUUCCAAUUGCACCUGCUUUAGCCAUUCGAAAGUUAUUGGAAAGAUUUGGUGUAAACAAAAAUGAUGUUGCACUCUGGGAGAUCAAUGAAGCUUUCAGUGUAGUAGUAUUAGCUAACCAGAAAAUGUUAGAUGUCGAUCCAGCAAAAGUCAAUGUACAUGGAGGUGCUGUUAGUUUAGGACAUCCAAUUGGAAUGUCUGGUAAUAGAAUUGCAGUUCAUUUAGUACACAAUUUGAAACCUGGUCAAUUUGGAGUUGCCGGAAUUUGUAAUGGUGGAGGUGGCGCAUCAACUAUUCUGUUGCAAAAAUUAAAUCAUUCGCCAAUAUCCCGGCCACCAACAUUAACAUUGUACACCAGACAUCCUUGUCCAAUGUGCGAUGACCUCAAGUACGAACUGGAAGAAUAUUUUAAAGGACGAUACAAUUUGGUAGAAGUCGAUAUCGCCCACAAAGAAAAUUUGAGGUGGUUGCGAUUAUAUCGAUACGAAAUUCCAGUCCUGUUUCUGGAAGGCCAAUAUUUAUGCAAACACCGAUUGGAUAAGGAUCAAUUGGAAAAAAGGCUACGAGAGUUAGAGAAUUUAGAGUAAUAAAUUUAUUGAGUUUAUAAUGCUGGAUGAGAUAAGACUGAUUAAUUAAUUUU